This is a messenger RNA of Venustampulla echinocandica, 1203 nucleotides long. RefSeq lists its product as uncharacterized. Lineage: Eukaryota; Fungi; Ascomycota; Leotiomycetes; Helotiales; Pleuroascaceae. Bases 1 to 1203 code for a protein of 400 amino acids. The transcript is spliced from 2 exons. The record is from RefSeq and is a predicted model, not a curated record.
AUGCCAAGCUCAAUCGUACCUGGCCUAGCAGCCAUCGUCUUCGCAAUGUUCUUCCAAGCGUCAAGGAAGAAGAUUGCGCUAUUGCCUGGUAGGGCUAGGGCAGUAGCAUCUUCCCUUCGUCAAUUACCCAAACCCGAUGCUCUUCAACCACGCAGCGUUCUGGUUGAAGCACAUUACAAUCACCCCUUAUCACUCAAAGAGUCCGAAAUCUUGGCCCGGUUGCAGUCAAACCAACAACUUCUGAUCAAGGAGGCUCCAGAUUUAGUGGCUAGAAUCUCGGGGGCAAUUUCGAAAGACCUUGAUAAGCAUGAUUUUAGAGAUGGUUUGAAGAUCACAAAUGAUCUAGACCAUUUCCAGAAAGUCGAAAUGCACAGAUACGCAACAGAGAGCAGGCUCCAGCGCCUAGAGAGCAGCAACCAGCGCCUAGAGCUGGCCGCUGACAAUGCGUUCAAGCAGGAAGUAGCGAUGAAUAGAGCGGAGUUAUACAAGGCGAUCGGUAUAAUCCAAGCUCAGUUAAGGGCUAGGGGCUGGGGAAAGAAAGAUCAGUCAAAUGCCUCGAUUCCGCCAUACAAAGCUCAAUCCCAGACACAACUGUCCCAAACCCAACUGGAAGCCCAGCCUACUGCCUCGAUUCCACCAGACGAAGCUCAACCCCAGACCCAGCUUGAAGCCCAGGCUUUCGCUAUCAGAAACCGGAUUGCACAUGCCUUGCAACUGACGCCAUGCCUUCUUCUCGUCAGCGAAGAGCCAGCUUUGGAAUUGGUUUUCAACGCUUUGUUUGGUCUCUCGUCUAUCGAAGGCAAGGAUCUAUCCCAAUUCGACAACACUAGGAGUUUUCAUGUAGAUAGAAUUCUAUCGCUACAUGCACAGCUAUGGAAGUCCGGACUCGCUAGCGCAUUUAUCAGCCCAUAUCAGCAAUGGUUGGAGGCAAUGCGGUCGCUUCAGCCCAAGCACAAUCCACGCCAGACCGAACCCGCACUCGUCUCUUUCGUGGAAGGGCUUGCGACGGAAGUUUGUGAAAAAGCUGAUGCAGACUUCAAAUCGGCGACUAUACAAAGGCUCGAAAAUCCGGCGACGAUGAAGAAGAUGUUGCGCCAAAUCAGAUCAAAAGGCUUUGUUGACCCAUAUUGCUGGGACAAGAUAGUGUCGGGCUGGGAGGAUAGGGGGCUUUGGCAGAAAGUCGUGGUUGAAUGGAAGUUGUGA